UCGCCUUCGUUGUUCCUAACUCCAACAAGAAAAGUUCAAACCCUUGUUUCUCUCUCUCUGUCUCUGGAAUCUAUAUCUAUCUAUCUGUAUCUAUAGAUUUAGAUCAAAUUCAACGAGAAGGUCAGCUUCGGUUCUUCAGAUUAUAUCAAAUCAGAAAUGAUGAAAAUUUGGUCCACUGAAUUUGCUGUGGUUGUGACACUCACAAUUUUAUUGUCAAGCCUGCAAUCGGUCUUUGGGAUUAGAUUUGUGAUUGAUAGGGAGGAAUGCUUCUCACACAAGGUUGAAUACGACGGCGACACAAUUCAUUUCUCCUUUGUUGUUAUUAAGUCCGAAGGUUCGUGGCAUUAUGCUCCCGAUGGGGUUGAUCUUGUGGUGAAGGGACCUUCUGGUGAGCAGAUUCAUGAUUUUCGUGACAAGACGAGUGAGAAGUCCGAGUUUGUGGCUCACCAAAAAGGAAUCCACCAUUUCUGCUUCACUAACAAGUCUCCUUAUCAUGAAACUGUGGAUUUUGAUGUACAUGAAGCUCACUUCUCAUACAUGGAUCAACAUGCAAAAGAUGAGCAUUUCACCCCUUUGUUAGAACAAAUAUCAAAGUUGGAGGAGGCUUUAUACAACAUUCAGUUUGAACAGCAUUGGCUCGAGGCUCAGACUGAAAGCCAGGCGCUAGUGAACGAAGGAAUGAGCCGGAGGGCUGUUCACAAAGCUUUGUGGGAAUCAGCUGCUCUAAUCGGGGCUAGCGUUCUCCAAGUUUACCUUCUACGACGCCUGUUUGAUCGGAAGCUAGGGAUGUCCAGAGUUUAGGUUUUGCUUUUGUCUUGUCAUGUUUAUGUUUUCAGAAUUUUGGAUCUAAAGAAAGAUUGUAUAGACACCAUUAGCAAUUUAAAAUGGAGGGUUUUUGACUUUGGAUGAUUAAAAUUAAGAGAACUGUCUUUGAAAUUUUUCUGAUUUGUUGGCCUAACUCCAUUGCAGGUGAGCAAGAAAUAAAAUGUAUCAUGUUUCUCUGUUUUAUUUAUAAAUUCUCCAUUUUGAUCA
Messenger RNA from Camellia sinensis, 1032 nucleotides. Its product is annotated as transmembrane emp24 domain-containing protein p24beta2. The record is from RefSeq and is a predicted model, not a curated record. Lineage: Eukaryota; Viridiplantae; Streptophyta; Magnoliopsida; Ericales; Theaceae.